Molecule: messenger RNA, 2076 nt
Organism: Capronia coronata CBS 617.96
Lineage: Eukaryota; Fungi; Ascomycota; Eurotiomycetes; Chaetothyriales; Herpotrichiellaceae
Product: CAMK/RAD53 protein kinase
Exons: 3
Coding region: 1-2076 (691 amino acids)
Biological process (GO): protein phosphorylation; mitotic DNA damage checkpoint signaling
Cellular component (GO): nucleus
Molecular function (GO): protein binding; protein serine/threonine kinase activity; ATP binding
Source: RefSeq, a predicted model, not a curated record
AUGGGUCCCAAGACGGAGAAGAGUAGUCUGAAGCGGAACCGGCAUAGUACCGGGGACGAACAGGACACGAAGAAACCUCGAAGAUCGCAGCGGAUAUCAUCCCAGACUCACAAAGAUGGCCAGCACACUCCGAUCAAGCAACAAUAUCUACCUUCGCCGUUGACUCAUAACGCGUCCACCGCUACUGAACCAGUAAAGGAAGGGACCGCAACCCCGCCUGAGGGUCGACCAAGUCAGAUUCGCCAUGUUACUCCUUUAUCAUCUCCGCAGCUCAACGCUCUAUCGUCGCCUCCACAAGACACCCAGCCGCUCUCCCAGUUCAUUUACCCUCCUCGAGACAUAGAACCGGACCUGAACGAUGACGACGGGACAUGGGGCUAUUUGUUUCCGACGGGGUCGGUAGGGCACCGUUUGACCAUGAAGGCAAGAGCAUUCUGUCCUGCACCAGAUAGACCGCUUGAGAUCGGCAGAGCGACCGUGAAGGCCAAGAAGAGGGGAAAGACAGAGCUGGAAGAUGCCGAAAUCGAAUAUGAGAAGGUGAAGGAGGCAACCGGCUUCCCAGCCGGCGGAUAUCUUAUCGGAAGACAUCCGGAAUGUGACAUGAUCCUCGAUAUUCCAACGGUGUCAAAUCGGCAUUGUCUGAUCUUCAAUGAAACACGGAAUGGUGGCACUAUAGCUGUCUUGGAGGAUUUGUCCAGCAACGGCACUUUUGUCAACGAGGCACUCGUUGGCCGCAAUAAGAGGAGAGAGUUGGAGGAUGGAGACGAAAUCACAAUUUUGGACGAGGCACGAUUUGUCUUCCGCUACCCGAAAAGUCGGGAUUCAAGCGCAUUCAACUCGCGUUACCGGAUCCUGCAACAGCUCGGCAAGGGUCAUUUUGCCACGGUUUACCUCUGUGUGGAGAGGUCGACCGGCUUCAAGUAUGCUGUCAAGAAGUUCGAGCGACGGAUGGGGGAGUCCCAGCGGUCCCAAUCUGAAGGCCUGCAACAGGAGAUCGCCGUGCUAAUGAGCGUCAGCCAUCCCAACAUUCUGUGCUUGAAGGAGACUUUUGACGAGUCGGAUGGGGUUUAUCUCAUUUUGGAACUCGCUCCGGAGGGCGAGCUCUUCAACCUCAUUGUGAGCAAACAAAAGUUGACGGAAGCCGAGACACGCAAAAUCUUCAUCCAGCUGUUCCAGGGCACGAAAUACCUCCACGAGCGGGGGAUCGUGCAUCGAGAUAUUAAGCCGGAGAAUAUCCUUCUCACCGACAAGAAUCUAUCUGUCAAGUUGGCGGAUUUCGGACUGGCCAAGAUCAUUGGGGAGGAAUCUUUCACGACUACGCUAUGUGGCACCCCGAGCUAUGUCGCACCGGAGAUUCUGGAAAACACGCGACACCGAAAGUAUACCAAAGCAGUUGAUGUAUGGUCAUUGGGGGUCGUGCUAUACAUUUGUCUGUGUGGCUUCCCGCCUUUCUCGGACGAGCUAUAUUCGCGAGAGAACCCAUACACCCUUGCGCAACAGAUCAAAAUGGGGCGGUUCGACUAUCCGUCUCCGUACUGGGAUUCAGUCGGCGAUUCUGCUCUUGACCUCAUCGAUCGGAUGUUGACCGUGGAUGUAGAGAAACGAAUCACCAUUGAUCAAUGCCUCGAACACCCCUGGACCAGGAACGUUGACUACAUCAACCCGGCCGAAUCCACGGAUGGACUGACGGGAGCCAUGGGUGCAUUGGACUUCUCUACGCGCAAGAUUCAACGCGAACGCACUUUGCUGGCGAAUAUCAAUGAUGUUAAGGUGAGCAAAGUGGUCGACAUCUCUGGACAGGAAGUGCCGGGUCAACCUCGACCGCCCGGAUCCCCUGUCCAUGUGAAAGUUUGGGAGAAGAAUCCUUCCGGCAAGAACAUCAAAGUGAGCGCGAUUCAGGACCAGAAGGCAAAUGGGCAAAAUGGCGUUGCAAAACCUACGAACGAAGAACAUCCCGCCGCCCAAAGGCAACAAGAAGAAUUCAUGCAGAUGGGCGGCCGGGGAGACAUGCAACUCUUUGGAGAUGAUGUGUCGUCAAGAUACUUGCCCGAGGAGAAACCCAAAAAGGAAAAUUGA